Molecule: messenger RNA, 1656 nt
Organism: Symbiodinium necroappetens
Lineage: Eukaryota; Dinophyceae; Suessiales; Symbiodiniaceae
Source: the annotation of a GenBank genome assembly
AUGCCAAGGAACCAAACCUUCUGCCCCAUCAGUGACGAGACUCUCGGAGAGGUUCUUUGCGCCGUGGAUGAGGCCUGCGUCUGCGCGAACUCUUCGCACAUCCGGGAGCUUGCGAACGUGACAGUGGACGGCCUGGCGUGCUAUGCUUGUGAGCCGCGGCGACCACCGGCUUGCACAGAGGCAAAUGACCAGUGCACGCCCGAGGCGUGUGAGUGUGGCAACCCCUUGACCCACGUGAAGCGGGAUGCGACCACGGUGGACGGGAGUCCAUGCCACUACUGCGAGCCAAUCGGGGGCAUGGCCAGCAUCGGACGGCCCGAGUUCUUCAUGGUGCUCAUGGUGCUGGCCUUGAUCGCCAUGUGGCAGCUCCUGGGAAGGAAGCCUGUGUCGGGAAAAAGCAGUUUGCGGCUUUCUCGACGGCAGGGUGACCGAAACCGAGCCAUACGAGUACAACAGGAACCGCUGCGAUUCUACGAAGAGGUGAUGUUCAUGGUUGGAGACUUCUUCGAUUUCGUCGUGGACGGUGCCUGGGAACUCUUUCGUGUGGCGUGGGGUCUUCUCCAGCGCCUUGCGGCCUUCCUUAGCAGCGCUUCACCACUGAAGACGGUGAACGCGAUAAGGUCGUUCAUCCGACCAGCGAAGGACGACCUUGACUGGGACGUGGUGGCCACCCAGAGGGAAGCGAAGCGGCCACUGCGGAGACGACUCGAGGCCCCGACAGCUGACUCUGCAGCUGGCAGUGCGACUGCAGGCCUCGCGCCGGUGCGGCCAUCCGCUCAAAAGGCGCCAGUACCCCGGCCGGAGAAGGCUCCCGAGCGGAAGCUUUCGAACACAAGCACCGCAUCGAAGGCGACGGAGCAACAGGAGAAGGCGAAGAAGGUCGCCGAGAAGGUCUCCGAGAAGUCGGAGAAGGUCUCGGAGCCCAAACCGAAGAGGAAGGUGGAGCGUCAGGCAGAGACCCGUGCUCCAAACGGCGCCACGAAGGCGCCACCUGCAGAGCCGGUGGAAGGUCUUAGAGAAGCCAAGGCGAAUGAGAAGGCACGAAGACCGGGACCCAAAGCGAAGCUUUGUCCCCCCAAGGUUCUCGAAGAGAGGGGCCCGGGCCAAGAUGGUCCGGCAGAGCUAGGCAAAGAGGCUACGGCUAGUCUUAAAGUUGACAGUCAAGAGGCGCAAGAGGUGGCGGAGACAUGCACUUCAUGUGCGCAAACGGGAUUGCAGUCCGAUCUUCCAAAAGACGUGCAUUUUGAACUGCCUUCCCCGUCUCCGCUAUACAAGGCAGCAAUCGCCGUUAUCAAGGCAAGUGCUGUUGAAGCCGCCGUAGAGGUUGAAGGGAAAAGUUUCAUGCAGUCGACAACUACAGUGAUGCUAGAGGAGUUUGAAGGUUCCACGGAGGGCAGCAUUGCUCCAAACGACGACGACACGGCCCAGACUGAGAGCGAGGACUGCGACAACCGCGGAUCCUUGAGGGCGAAUACUGCAGCUGCUGCGGCCGCCAUCCUUGCUGCGGCUACUGACAAGCGAGCUGCAGCACUUGAGCUGCUCGAUGCUGCUGCCAUGCCGACCAUCGAAGUGCGGACGUUCCUCUCUGAGCCUGACAUGGAGGCUCCCGUCAUGAGGAGAACAGUGAGCGACAGCGACCUCGCGCUCUACUGCUGA